AUGUCGAAUAGCAUUGACGAUAUCAACGACGAGACUGAAAUGAUUUUUGAUGAAACAGGACAGAUAAAAUUUGCAACACUGAAUGCGCUGGUUACCUAUCUGACGACUGAGUCAAAUGAUAAAAAAAAUAAAGAUAUAAAUACAAAUUUUGAUAAAAUUUUCAUGCAUACGUUUAAAUUGUACUGCGAACCUUUAGUUUUUUUGGAACUCUUGAUCCAAAGAGUCCAAUCAAACAAUCCUGAUAGCAACGAGUUGAUGGUCAAAUUAAAAAUUCAUGAUAUAAUAAAGAUCUGGCUGUUAAAUCAUUGCGAUAAAGAAGACGAGCAAGACGAGAUUUGUUUAAAAAGAUUGACUACUUUUAUUAAUGAUGAUGUGUCAGAGAGCGAUAAAGAUAUUUAUGAAGAUUUAUUAACCAUUAUUGAUAAAAUCGGAACCAAAAAUUUAUACGAAAUUAAUUUUGAUGAAAGAACAAUUUCUACAUUUUCAACAACUUCAUCUCCAUUACCUAUAAUUCCAAAAAACUUGAAAAAAUUAACUAUAUUAGAUAUUGAUCCUUUAGAAAUGGCCAGACAAUUAACAAUUCUCGAAAGCAAAUUAUUCAAAAAAAUCAUGCUUGGGGAAUUUUUAACAAAAAAUCGUGAAAAUGCAAAAAAUAUAAAAGAACUUAUAAAAAAAACCAAUCAUACCUCAAAAUGGAUAAUUGAAUCAACGCUGAACCAAACAAAAAACAGGACACGAAGUUUAGUAAUCAAGCAUUUUAUAAAUGUUGCCAACGAAUGUCGAAAUUUAAACAAUUUCAGUUCAAUGGUUGGAAUAAUUUCAGGAUUAACUUCUUUUGAGGUGUUUAGACUAAAAAACAGUGGAUGGAACGCAUUGAAUGGUGAGCGUGAAUUAAUGAGAACUUUUGAUAGUAUGAAGAAAUUAAUUAGUCCUUCGAAAAACUAUCAAGAAUAUCGCUCACACUUGAAUAAUAUUAGACCACCUUUGGUACCAUUUUUAGUGAUGGAAGACGAUAAUAUUGAUUUCUUCAAUCGCAAAGAAAACUUCCCCAAUUUAAAACAUAAAUAUAUAUAUUACUCAAAGUCCAUAAACAUAUUUGAGAUUCUUGAUUCGAUCAAACGAUUUCAAUCACUUGAUUAUAACUUGAAACAAGUUGACGAAAUACAGGAAUUCAUCCAAUCUUGUUUAAAGAAUGUGGAAACUGACAGCUCCGUAUUCGAAAGAAAAAGUUAUACUAUUGAACCAAAAAUUUAA
Messenger RNA from Entrophospora candida, 1254 nucleotides. The record is from the annotation of a GenBank genome assembly. Lineage: Eukaryota; Fungi; Glomeromycota; Glomeromycetes; Entrophosporales; Entrophosporaceae.